AAACAAAGCAACUUUCUUUCCUCCAUUCCAUUGCCCACAUCGACAAGAUGUGAAAGUUUCUCCAACCUUGACUAGCUGCUUCAUCACCACUAGGAGGUGUUGUUUCAGGGAGAAAUGUCCGGUACCUUUUAUUACGGCGUAAACAGAAAGCGACACACACGAUUUGGUACUAUACGCUGUAAUCUCCUGCCUCCUCACACGAUCCCCUCCUCAACCAGCGCCCGCCGCCUCCCUGGCCCCCUUCGAGUCCCCCUCCGCCUCCCCUUGACCUUCUCCUCCUCGUCCGGCGCCGCCGCAUCUGCGGCACGCCUGCCGGCGGGCAGGACCUGCACCUCAUCUACGGCUUCUGAGUUUCGAGUGCCCCUGGUCGCCACCCCGUUCUUUGCCGCCCCAUCUCGCCUUCGCCGCCGGAGCACUCGUUGCCGCCCCAGCUCGCCGUCGUCGCCGGACCUUUCGCUGCAAGGAUAGGAUCAGGACACUCCUAGUCCAUUAUGGAGGCGCCUUCGUCCUCCCCUACUCUGCAAGAUCAUCUCUCCCGGCUGACUGGCCCC
Messenger RNA from Hordeum vulgare subsp. vulgare (domesticated barley), 551 nucleotides. RefSeq lists its product as uncharacterized. Bases 115 to 468 code for a protein of 117 amino acids. Lineage: Eukaryota; Viridiplantae; Streptophyta; Magnoliopsida; Poales; Poaceae. The record is from RefSeq and is a predicted model, not a curated record. The transcript has 2 exons.